Zychaea mexicana is the source of this 1056-nucleotide messenger RNA. RefSeq lists its product as uncharacterized. Gene Ontology annotation, molecular function: xylosyltransferase activity; glucuronosyltransferase activity. Gene Ontology annotation, biological process: protein O-linked glycosylation via mannose. Lineage: Eukaryota; Fungi; Mucoromycota; Mucoromycetes; Mucorales; Lichtheimiaceae. The coding region runs from base 1 to 1056 and encodes 351 amino acids. The record is from RefSeq and is a predicted model, not a curated record. The transcript has 3 exons.
AUGACACAUGGUUUAAAAAUGUCAAAACUCUUUUCGAAAUCCUUUUACGAUGCCGCUGGCAGCACACAACCCUUCUGGUUAAAGGCAUCAAAGCCGGCACAAGAGAACGAUAUCACGCUUGUCACCACAGUGACCCCUGGAAGCUGGUCAGAGCUAGUGCGUUUAGCAGAACAGUGGCAAGGACCGGUCUCAGUGACCUUACACACACGGUCCCUGGUUGACGGUGGUGUAUCGACGCUCAACCAGAUCCGUGAAGCAUACGCGAACAAACCCGAACUGGCCGAACGUGUGGAUGUGCAUUUGGUGCGCUCGCCGGGUAAAGAAGUCUUGUCUGUAUUGUUACCACGCAACGCUGAACGCAACAUGGCACGCAUGUUUGCCCACACGCGCUACGUUUGCGAGAUGUCAAGUCAUAUGGUGCCGGCCACCGAUGUAAGACGCACGCUCGACGCAAAUCGCGAGUAUUUUGAAACAUUGUUGAACUCGGGUGAUAUGUUGGUUGUGCCCACAUUUGGGUUCCCUGCACCGCAUGAAGAUGCCAAAUAUACGAUCCCGUAUAAAAAAAGUCGACUGUUGGAGUUGGUCGAGGCGGGUCAAAUGGGACUGGUGGAUCCCCAUUGGGAUAUGAACGAAGGGCCUACGGAUCUUCACCGUUGGCAAGACGCCACGACUCUUUAUGCCGUGGAGAACUAUGAUUUCCAUUACGAACCGAUCGUCGUUGAAAGCAAAGCAGUGCAACCAUGGUGUGCAGAACGGUUCUUGGAUAGACGGUCAGCAUGUCUCUUUUCGAACUAUCUGGCCGGUGGCGAGUUUUGGGUUCUGCCGGAUGAUUUUGCAGUGCAGUUGCCGGAUAAUAAGGAAUUUGUCAUUUCUGAUUUCGAUCUUGUACUGGAAAACCGGCUUUAUGCCAAAUUCUUUUGGGAACAGUGUGUGCAUCAUGCACGACAGUUGGAUGCACUAGGAUUAUGGAAGAGUGCGCGGUCUGAGCACGUUCGUAAGCAAUGCUCACGGGUGAUCCAGAAUUGGGGCAAAGGGCUUAUUGGCAAGCCAGAGUAG